Cotesia congregata is the source of this 681-nucleotide messenger RNA. The record is from the annotation of a GenBank genome assembly. Lineage: Eukaryota; Metazoa; Arthropoda; Insecta; Hymenoptera; Braconidae.
AUGAAGCUGCGGCGUCGCUGCAUUCAGACGCUAGGCGUCUCGGUUAAACAAUUGAGGAGAAAGUUGGUCGAGUUGGGUGCUAGAAUUCUCCACGUUCAUCAGACAUCCAAAUCCAGUGACAUGGCCCUAAUGAUGCUGUCGGUGAGCGCAGGCAUGGAUGUCGGCUGUGGGGGUCACGGUGGCCUCGAGAGUGCGACAGCUGUUGGUGGCGGUGCGGAUGGCAUGCAGGAGGCAAUGGUCGCGGCUGCGAGAGAUCGAGCUGUUCGUACUGUGAGUGUACGACAAGAUCUCGCUCUUGACUUACCACCGAGGCUCCAACUCCCCGAUGGCGAGGAACGGCCUUAUGGUGCUCACGCCGGGCUCCACCUUCGUGAUCCUGAACAGGAAAGUGAAAUUUAUCAGAAAUGCGUACGACCACCUCCAAAUAGAACGAUAUUCGACAGCGAGAGUCCACCUCCCUACAGCAGAAGCCAAUCAACGAUACUGGACACACCAGAUCGGAUAAUAAGAUGCCAUAGCGCUGGUAGUUCACUGUUAAGGGUAUUUAGAAAAUUCCCAAGUAAUGUAGGUGGCUCGACACCGGUUGUGGUGGUGCCGCCAUCGAGGCGGCCUAGUCUAUCAAGCUACUCCGAAUCUAGCAGUAAUUUGAACAAUUUAUCAAGUCUGACUGUGGAUCAUUAA